Amoebophrya sp. A25 is the source of this 2122-nucleotide messenger RNA. The record is from the annotation of a GenBank genome assembly. Lineage: Eukaryota; Dinophyceae; Syndiniales; Amoebophryaceae.
GGCUCAGUCAUAAUGCUAGCACAUUCCCCUGGGUUGAGUUUGAGAGAUUUGAGAAAAUGGUUCUGAAAAUGCAAAGUGCCUAAAUCUACGGUGAAAAAAGAGCAGCUUGCAUAAGUAAUUCCAGCCCCUCUCCCCAAUGCGACGGAGUCGGAGUGACUCUAGUAGUGUGUUGACAAUUGAAAUUCGCAAAAAUAGAAACCUCUGGAUGAACAGUUCUCCAUCUUGUAAAUAUUUAUUGAGCAAAAUGUCCUCCUCCUCUCCCGACAUCCCGCAAAACGACGCUGCGCAAACCGCAGUAGACAUGGAGACAUCAACAGAAGACGACUUGCAACGCAUUUGCGACACUCUACGCCGUCUCUACGAAAAAGAAAAUGGUGGAGGCAGUAGCAAGUCUUCGGCUCGCAGUGGAGGGUUUGGAGGUUGCGGUCUGGUCAUGGACGAUAAAAUCGAGCUCACACCUCUCGAUGUUGGAGAUUUGAAUGUGGUCAAUACGGCGUUGUACGAAAGGGACACUUCCAAGGUCUCUUCUGCUCAACUCGACUUCCCGUUACUCGAUCUGACACAACCAGUUCAGAAACAUCCGCCACUGCGCAGUGUCCGCUUUGUAGAAGAGAAAAACGAUGACCAAGUUGACAAAGGCAUAGACAUCAAAGACAUCUCGUCAAGUAGAACACCUUCCUGCACCGUCUCCUCAUCUCUCUCUCAGAAAGCAUCUUCAUCAUCUUCUUCAUCUCCACCAAUUCCAAGUACAUCAAUGUUUCACAACAAGAUCCGCUACCUCGCACGUCUCUUCCGCCAAUUCAAAGGGAGAGUGGUGGUUCACACAGGUGCCGGGAUUUCUACGAAUGCGAAAAUCCCUGAUUUCCGUGGACCUCAAGGAUUGUGGACUUUGGCAGAGAAAAAAGAGAAACAACAACAACCUCCACCGACACCUGGUACUACUACUUCUUCCUCUAAGGCACCGCUUAUACCUCGUUUCGAAUCAUGUGAACCAACUUUGACCCAUCACGCAAUCACGAAGCUAGCACAAACUGGCUUCGUAUCGCAUGUAGUAACGCAAAACAUUGAUGGUUUGCAUACACGAGCCAACUUGCCAGAAGCAUUGUUGAGCGAACUUCAUGGCUGCGUGUUUCUAGAAGAAUGUAGGAACUGCGGAAUGCGCUAUAGGAGAAACUUUGAUGUCUGUAGGAAACGAGUGAAGACGACCCACUCGAACUCCACAACAUCUGAUGCAACAGGACCUACAACUACUGCAUCAAGCUCAACAGUUAAGGCUCAGCUUUCAAUGGUCAUUGGGGUUGGUCACUGAGAUCCCUCUUGAGGAAAGAUGGGGGGAAAAUGAAGGAAAAGCAAAGGGAGAGGCAUGGGGCCCAUUUCUUUCAGAGUCAGUGACCAUUGAAUGCUGAGCUUUAAAACAGGACCUACAACUGCAUCAACAGCCACUCUCGAAGGAGGCAACAAACAACUCCACUCUACUGGUCGUGACUGCGAGUCCUGUGGUCGUGCUACGGCUUCCCUAACAGAUACAAUCGUGCAUUUCGGAGAAUCCUUGCGCGAUUUAGACAAGGCAAAAGCUGCAUGCGCAGGUGCAGACCCAUUUAGUGGACCAGGAGAGCAGGACAAGCUUCAUUUGGUCCUAGGAAGUUCGCUUUCGGUGGCACCAGCAAAUACAUUGCCACAGUACAAGGUUGGAACCUGUCUCGUCUCCACGCAACCAACCGCAUGCGACAAGAAGUGCGUCCAGCGCGGUGGCUUCUUGUUGAGAGCGGAUGCAGAUUUGGUGAUGGGAGAAUUGUGUAAGAUUUUGGAACUUGUUCCUUCUACUGGUGACAUAGCUAGUACAUCUAGUACACGUGAUCAUGUUGAGGCUGAGGUUGAUAGCAUUCAUCCUCAAGGUGACGACACUGAGCAAGAAGGGGAGAGUAUAUUUGACCGCCUUGCUAGACCACCACAGGUGAAACAACAACCUGCGAAAGGACACCUGAUUGUGCUUGGGGCUGAGGAUAUUGCGGGAUAGCGUUUGCGAUUUGAACCGUUUGUAUAAUGAGAAUGAUUUAAAAAGGCUGCAUUCAACAUCGACGCAACCUCGCUAAGCGGGUCAAAGUGAUUCCUUCCUCCUGAC